Molecule: messenger RNA, 954 nt
Organism: Lithohypha guttulata
Lineage: Eukaryota; Fungi; Ascomycota; Eurotiomycetes; Chaetothyriales; Trichomeriaceae
Exons: 2
Coding region: 1-954 (317 amino acids)
Source: RefSeq, a predicted model, not a curated record
AUGCCACCCAAGAACAAAUACACGGACCCUAAACUUCGUGAGGAGGUCAAGGAAGAGCUCAAAGCGGGCGACAAAGGAGGCGCACCGGGACAAUGGUCCGCAAGGAAAGCCCAGAUGAUGGCUUCUGAGUAUAAGAAGCGUGGAGGAGACUACACUACGGACAAGACCGAACAGGACGAGUCACAGAAGCACCUUUCAAAGUGGACAGAGGAAGAAUGGCAGACCAAAGAAGGCUCUGGAGAAGCUAAACAGGCCGAUGGUAGUCGCAAAAGGUAUCUACCCAAAAAGGCAUGGGAAAAGAUGACAGAAGAAGAGAAACAGGAGACAGAGGAGAAGAAAUUGGAGGAAGGUAAAGGGGGGAAACAACAAUUUGUUCAGAAUACGACCAAAGCUAAGAAGGAGAGAAAGGCUGCUAACGAUGAGGAAGAUAAAAAGUUUGAGAAGAAUCGAGAACAAGAGAAAAGACGAUCAGCCCGUAACAAAAAGGAGGAAGCUCCGAAAAGCACUGGGGACGCGGGUGCAAAGAGAAAACAGGCGGAAGUACAAGAUGAAGUCAAGACGGGUGACAAGCGCAAGAAAACGACUCAGGCGAGUAGUAGUAGAAAGAAGCAGAAAGAUGACGAGGGCGAAGCUCAGCCUGCCGAUGAUGCAGAAGAGACCAAUGACGAUUCGAAGCACGAAGAUGGCAGUUCAGACAAGAAGCACAAGGCCGACGGUGAGCCAGCCCCCAGAGGCUCAGUGGACAGAUUGCCAGAGAAAGGUCAGAAAGCAUUCUGGAAGUCUGGAGGAUCAAAAACCGUUGAGGGAACGGUGCAAGAUAUCCUAACGAAGGCCAAGAAGAUCGACGGUAAGAACGUCAAGGCUACAGAAAGCGAUCCGAGAAUCGUGCUGAAGGGUAAUGCAAAGGAUGCGAAAUUGUGCGUGCACAAGCCUGACGCAUGUUACUAUGACUGA